AACCUAGAAAAUUGCUUUCACUUGUUCAUUGUUGAACAUUGCGGUAGGAUUGAUAAAACUUUACAGUCAGGAUCAAAUUUUACCUUUUCUGAUUCAAGUAAAAUUUACAAUACAACACUGUUUUAAAGCUGUAUUGUAUCAAAUUAUCAUUCCAUCAUGUAUAUCAGACUACUUGAUAAAAUUGGUAAUUUGGUAAUGAGCUCUUAGAGAAAAUGUUUACAAUGUGUUGACACUGCUUUUUCGAAUGAUAGGAUUAAUUUAGAAGCUGAAUUUAAAAAAUUGAUCCAAUUAUAAAAAAGAAAAACACAAAUAUGGAUCCACCAAACGAGUUUCCACGAUUGACCAAGUCAAUGAGGGCAUUUUCAAAUCUAUCCAAUCCUCGUAACAUAAAUAAAGAAGCACAAACUUUAGAUGCUCUUCGGAGAAGGAAGGCCCAGGAAAUGAAGAGGAGCUUCACGUAUAACGAAUUCGUCAAUUUUGCAUGUAAAAACGAGAUAAAAAUGACUGUUGGUGUCCUCCAUUCUAUUAGAUCACUUGCCGGUCAGUUAAGUGGCAAUGAUCAGUCAAAGGAAGUUGUCGAUGAAGCAACAAUUUUUUUGAUACGCCUCUUCUAUGGAGAACGAAUUGUUCUGAACCGUCACCUGAUGCUACUCAGGCAGAUGUUCGGUUUAGUGACGCAAAACUUUGCUGAUAAUAUUUGCGUUGAAGUGAACAAGCUAGCAACGCUACUCUCCGAAGACUGUCUGGAAACGCUGGAGAAGAGAUGGCUUAGCAGCAGUACAGCAAGUGAGAAUUGUAACGGCUCGGCUAGGGAAAUGUAUGGCGCGAAAAUCCCAUACGCGGCUCCAAUGGCAAGUGCCAACGGCCUGAAAAUGCCUGACGUCAGCUUUCUAUGCGAUCUGACCACGACGUCAACACCACAGCUGCAGACGCUUGAGUCGUUUUCAAUGAUCUACAAUGGCCAGACUAACAGUCACCAGUCGGCCGACGACAAGAAUGCAAGCAGCAGCAGCAGCAAGAAGCAUACGAUGGACAGAAACUGGCUGAAGAGGGAAUUGAAAAAGUGUCCCGGCUCUGUAGGUGAUCUGUGUGAAUCAAUAGUAUCACUUUUGAAAUCAUCCAAAACUAGCGAUGAACUCCAGAAUGAGCUUUUUGAACUGUUAGGAUUUGAUAGCUUUGAGCUGAUCCAAACCUUAUUGAAGCACCGCAAUGAUAUAACAGCCAACAUCGUCCUUGAAGAUAAGAAGCAAUUCGUUAGUGCAGCGGCAGCAACGGUGGAGCCAAAGCGCCCCACCUACGGGUGCCAAGUAGUGGUGCAAUCGGAGCACGAGAAGCAGCUCAAAAAACUGGUGCGCAAAGAAGAGAAGAAGGUCAACAAGAUGGCGGCAGGAAGGGAGGCCAACGACAGUGACGAGGAAAUUGAUAUCAUGGAGCUCAGGGCGAAAAGGAUAGCAGAAUUGUCAGCCCCAGUCGUGAACCCGCUCCUGACUGCCAAGCCUUCAGCAGGAUCUUCUAAGCCUGCUAAACCUAAAAAAGAUGAUUAUCCACAUGUCUAUGACUCUCUCAGCAAAGCUAAAGCUACUGCUGGUUACGUAUCCGUUCUAUGUUAA
Molecule: messenger RNA, 1610 nt
Organism: Nilaparvata lugens (brown planthopper)
Lineage: Eukaryota; Metazoa; Arthropoda; Insecta; Hemiptera; Delphacidae
Product: activating signal cointegrator 1 complex subunit 3-like
Exons: 10
Coding region: 312-1610 (432 amino acids)
Source: RefSeq, a predicted model, not a curated record